Rhodamnia argentea is the source of this 1102-nucleotide messenger RNA. RefSeq names its product epsin-2. Lineage: Eukaryota; Viridiplantae; Streptophyta; Magnoliopsida; Myrtales; Myrtaceae. Gene Ontology annotation, molecular function: clathrin binding; phospholipid binding. The transcript has 4 exons. Gene Ontology annotation, biological process: endocytosis. Bases 127 to 1095 code for a protein of 322 amino acids. Gene Ontology annotation, cellular component: plasma membrane; clathrin vesicle coat; endosome. The record is from RefSeq and is a predicted model, not a curated record.
CACUUGCUCCAGACUCUUCUGCUCCAUUUUGUUUUUGAAAACAAAGAGAGUUAACAUACUUUAACACAGUCCCUGAAGGAUUUGAGUUUGUUUAAAAAAAAAAAAAUUAUCAUCUUUUGUGAAGUUAUGGAGAACUUGUUGCUUGGCCAGGUUAAAAAGCAGGCGUCAUCUUUUCUACAAGAGAAGUACAAAGCUGCUAGGCUGGCCUUAACUGAUGUUACUCAAGCAGAACUCUUGGCAGAGGAUGUGACGAACAAUGAUCCGUCGAGCCCGGAUGCGAGAUCCAUGACUCAAAUUGCCGAGGCAUCGUAUGAUAUAGACGACUACUUGAGGGUCGCUGAUGUUCUGCAUAAAAGGUUGCAGAACAUUGAUUGGAAGCAGUGGAGGCAAUCCUACAAAACUCUGGUCCUCCUCAACUUCUUGCUAACACAUGGUCCUGAGGAAUUUGCGGAGGAGUUUGAAGGUGACGUGGCCAUCAUCGAGGCGCUCGGCAGCUUUCAACAUGUUGAUGAAAAAGGAUUCAACUGGGGCGUCAACAUGCACAAGAAAGCUGAGCAAAUACUAAAACUUCUGGGAGACCGAGAAACGCUCAAGGAAGCCCGUCUGAAAGCUCUGAAAAUAACGAAAGAAAUACAAGGGUUUGGGAGUUACACGUCGUCUCCAUCAUCAGAGUCUUCGUGUUCUAUUUCUGAAACGUUAAGGACGUCGUCCUUCGGCUCUAGCUCAACAAGUUCCACCUGGCGUGAGGCCAAUGAUCCAUACAGGCUCCACCAAUUUUCCCUGAGAAAGGAAUUUGGAGAGAGCUUUUCUCCAGGAAGAAUAAAUCGCGUCGAUACUAGUGAUUUAACGUCUAAAACUGAGAACCGCUCACACCGGUGGGAUCACCACACAACCAAAGAAAUAGGGUCCUUGCUCAAUCCAGAAGACCAUCACCCUGAGCAGAAAAAUGGCCUGGUGAGCGGAAUUUGCUCGAAGCUGGCAGCAUUGAGUCCUAGGAAGGGAAAGGGUACUGAAAGGAUUGCAUUCAGGAGUUUGUCCGAUGCAGGAAAGGCGAUGAGGAAGAACUUCGAACGACAAUUUUCGAUAGGAUAUUGAGCAUGAU